Molecule: messenger RNA, 225 nt
Organism: Anisakis simplex (herring worm)
Lineage: Eukaryota; Metazoa; Nematoda; Chromadorea; Rhabditida; Anisakidae
Source: the annotation of a GenBank genome assembly
UUGCGUAGGACACAGCAGUUAUGUAAAGCAGAAUCAGAAGAAGAUUUGACUCGGUUGACUGAUCGAAUAAUCGACAUAAACAUCACUGAAUGGGCAGGUUCUGAAAAGACUUCCGCAUCAGUUGAAAAGAAAGUUGACGAUUCUGGUCAGUCAUCCGGAAAUAUUGGUAUCGAUGAUGAACUGGCGAGUGCGUUUGCGGAAUGUUUCGGAUUUUCAGAGUCUUAA